UUUGACGCACAACAUACAACAAUAUAUUGCAUCAAUAUUAUAUUGUGUUAUAGUUUGGUUUCAUAAUGGAGGAAACCUCACCUGAUGGCAAAGCCUUUGGUGCAAACCCUUCAAAUUCGAGUAAUCCAUUCGAUGUGCCCGGUGAUGAAGGACCCAAGUUCAACAAGGAUUCUCUAUACUAUGACAUGAGUGGUGACAAGUACCUCGUCAUACUAAACCAUCACGAGUUCCAGAGCACUAGAUAUUUUAGAUUCCGGAAGCCAAGCACUAGAAAUGGUACAGACAACGAUGUGAAGAGCUUGACGGAGGUUUUCAAACAUUUCGGAUUCGAUACCUCCAAUGUAUUCAGAAACUUGGUCUAUGAGGACAUUAUCAAGAACCUUACAGCCAUCGCCACACAGGACCACUCGAAGACAUCGUGCAUCUGCGUCGCGAUCCUCACUCACGGAGACAAGGGAGGCGAGCUGCACGCGGCAGACAGACCCUACCUGCUCAGUGACGUCAUGAACAUCUUCGAGAAACAACCGAGUCUCGUCAACAAGCCUAAGUUGUUUUUCGUUCAGGCUUGCAGAGGUGCCAACGCCGACGAUGGGAUGACUGUACAAUUAGACAGCGAGAAUGUCAUGACUGUACCUUCACAUGCCGACUUCCUUCUGCUCUGUUCUACUGUUGAAGACUACCUUUCCUACCGAGACAUCAACGGAUCGUGGAUGAUCCAAGCGUUGUGCCAGGUCAUCAGCGAGAACUACGAGGACCUUGACCUUCUCCACAUGAUCACAUUAGUCAACAGGAAGGUCGCCUACGAAAGGGUCACUUACACAAGAGACGCCAAGACUCACAACAAGAAACAGAUGCCAGAAACUAGAUUUACUUUGACAAAGCUGUUGAAAUUUUCAGCUGAAUCCCAAUGACUGUGCUGUAAUAUGUGUUGAUUUUUGUUUAUUAAAGUUAUAUUCAUUUCAAA
Messenger RNA from Trichoplusia ni (cabbage looper), 964 nucleotides. Its product is annotated as caspase-like. Bases 66 to 911 code for a protein of 281 amino acids. Gene Ontology annotation, cellular component: cytoplasm. The record is from RefSeq and is a predicted model, not a curated record. The transcript is spliced from 6 exons. Gene Ontology annotation, biological process: proteolysis; apoptotic process. Lineage: Eukaryota; Metazoa; Arthropoda; Insecta; Lepidoptera; Noctuidae.